Thunnus maccoyii (southern bluefin tuna) is the source of this 7131-nucleotide messenger RNA. It is a transcript of the gene tspan9a, whose product is annotated as tetraspanin 9a. Lineage: Eukaryota; Metazoa; Chordata; Actinopteri; Scombriformes; Scombridae. The transcript is spliced from 7 exons. The coding region runs from base 755 to 1780 and encodes 341 amino acids. Gene Ontology annotation, cellular component: membrane. The record is from RefSeq and is a predicted model, not a curated record.
AGAUAGGGAAUGCCCGUUAGUUGCGUCUGCCGAUAAUAGCACAUCAGCCAGAGAGCUGCUAUUGGGAGAGCAGAGCACAGGCAGUGCGGAGGACUGAGCUGCUGAGCACAGAAUGGUACACUAGAGAAGACAGGCACACUCAGAGAGAGAUAGACCAGGGGAAGAGAGAGCGCAUCAGAGCACGCUGAGACGGUUAAGAGGAGAGGAGGACAGAGAGGGAGCAGAGCAGUGGAAAGAGGAGAGGAAAGUGAAGAGGGGAGAAAAGUUAACGGGUCAGCAAGAGACUCAUUGGAGUCUCACUGCCACUGGAAUAGCCCGGCACAGCAAUAAGCAGCACAGGAGGAGAGUGAUAUUACAAAAGGGGAUAGAGGGAAUACUGUAACUUCUUCCUGGAAAGACAGUCCUGUCAGAAGACGAGGGUAGUGCUCCUCACAGGACCCUUCUGCACAGCUACUUCAGGGCUAUCAAAGCAAGACAGCAGCAGCAAGCAGAAGACACUUAAGCCUGGUAGAAGUGCCUGAGCAGUUCAGUUCUACUCACUUCUGUCCUGGAGACUUUCUAACCUGAGUUGCUUGGUUCAACCUGUGCGUUUCCAGGUGGAUGCAGUUGUAUUUCUCUGUGGCUUUGAUCUGUUUUUGCUUCAGAGUGUGAAGCAGUGGAGAUUCGGAGGACGAGUUGUUCUGUCCUGUCAUCUCUGAGACUAUGGUAGACUGUGCGUCAGGGAGACCUUCAUCAGCAGCUGCAGCCCUAGAGCAUGGAGAAGUCCAGCAGUGAGGAGUCAGCCAUUCACCGUAGCCCCUCUGUAGAUAGCCGUGACUCUGAUUUUGCUCAAGCUUCCACGUCUGGCCGCCCAUUUGGCGGCCGCGGCUUCACUGCCGGUGCAUUCUACGGCUCCACGGGGCCGCGCAAAAACGCACAGCAGGGGCAGGCUGGAACGGCAGCUGAUACCAGCGCAGGAGACAAGACCAAGAACAAGUACAGCUCACCCAAAGGCAGCAAAUACGUGGUCUUUUACCUGGAUCUAUCCUUUGUGUUCCUUUUAGAAUUCAAGAAGUGCAACAUGGCAAGAGGCUGCCUCUGCUGCUUGAAGUAUAUGAUGUUCAUCUUCAAUCUCAUCUUCUGGUUAUGUGGCUGCGGGCUGCUCGGCGUUGGCAUCUGGCUCUCUGUGUCGCAGGGCAGCUUCGCCACCUUCUCGCCCUCAUCCCCCUCACUGUCGGCUGCCAACAUGGUCAUCGCCAUCGGCGCCAUCGUCAUGGUAACAGGCUUUCUCGGUUGCCUGGGUGCCAUCAAGGAGAACAAGUGCCUGCUUCUGAGCUUCUUCAUUGUCCUGCUGAUAAUUCUCCUGGCAGAGCUCAUAUUACUCAUCCUGUUCUUUGUGUACUCAGAUAAGGUGAGUGAUAAUGCUAAGCAGGAUCUGAAGGAUGGGCUGGCUCUCUACAACUCAGAAAACAACCUAGGUCUGAGAAACGCCUGGAACAUCAUCCAGGCUGAGUGGAAGUGCUGCGGUGUGAUAGCGUACACUGAUUGGCACGAGGCCCUCAAGGAGAAGGUUGUUCCUGACCGCUGCUGCCAGGAGCAUUACCAGGACUGUGGGCGUAACACCACCAACAUGUUCUGGAACAGGGGCUGCUUCGAGAAAGUGGAGGAAUGGCUGGAUGACAACAAGCACCUGCUGGGAACCAUAGGCAUGGUCAUUUUGGUAGUGCAGCUUCUGGGCAUGGCGUUCUCCAUGACGCUGUUCCACCACAUCCACAGAACGGGGAAGAAGUACGACGCUUAGCCUUGGGGGGAGGCGCUGGAUGGAGAGGAGCCCCACUGCCUGAUGGGAUAAGACUCUGAUUAACCCCCCCGACCCCACCCCAUUUACCCCUCUCACUUUACAACCUCUUUAGAGCAUCCUUUACCCCCGUCCCCAGACCUUCUGUACAGAUUCCAGCUGUGUCCCCGCUCUGUUCUGCUCUCUCCUCUCACCAUUCAUUUUGCCAAAGAGUAACACAACUGGAAGAGAAGGGACACCUACUUUUGGCACAGAAGAGAAUCCCAUUGGUUGUCACUCCUCUUGAGUACAUUUUUUAUUUUUGUCUUUUUUUUUUUUUCUUUUUUUUUUUUGCUUGGACUAACAAUUUGCUGGAAGGAAGGACAGACUCUGAGACAACAAAGACUUUACUAAUGCCCACACACCCCACUCAGAGGCAAAGAGAACAUAUAAAACUGAUAUUUCCCUCCACCUCUAGUGGAUUUUUUUUUCCCCAUUUGCCCCAUUUUCCCUUGUAAAUGAAAAAAAAACUUCCAACAUGGCAUGCUAGUUUUCUACUUCACUGAUUUACCUUUUGUCAUCGAAACGUCGCUGCCAUUUUUGUUUCAAAUUUCUUGUUUGUUUUGGGGUUGUUUUUUUUUUUGUAAGUACAGUAUGUCAACGAUGCUCCUGUGGAAUGUAAGAGUUGAACAGAUCAGUGCAAUGAGCUCUCAGACAUGCAGUGUGUGUGGGAUUGGGUUUGAUGUGACAUUGCUGCAGAGGGGUACAGACAUGUCGGGAUGGUGUUUAAUGUAAUCCGCGAUUCAUAAUUUUAUCAUCCUGCUACGAAAAUUGGGGUAAAGUGAACGUGAUGGAUAGAACGUCAUGUUCGCGUGAGGAAUCAUCAGUGGAUGUGUUUCAUACCAAAUUCUGCAUUAUCCUCUGAAUAAUAAAUUAUAAUGCACACAUCUGCCUGUGAACACACACACACACACACACACACAUCAACACACACUAUGUACUGCCACACUCCAGCAGUAUUCCCAUUCCCUGUGAGACAAUACAAAUGGUGUAAAAUGGCUGUUUAUUAGGGCUCCACCAGGACUGUCAAGUGAAGAGAUCUGCGUGAUGAAGUUCCCCCUUUGAGAAUACAGACUGAAUUGUGUGUUUGUGUGUAGCUUUGUGGCUGUUUUUUUAUCACAUUGUCCGAGCUACAAAGGGAAAAAAAAAACAGCACAUAGAAACACGGAGAAGCAAGGGCACAAGGGGCAAAAACAGAGCAGACAUGUUGUCUCCCUGCUGCCAUCAAUUGUGUUAGUGGAGGCAGCUAGAGCUUCUCCCUUCUAUAUUUUUGAGAUCUCAUCCAUUUGUUCUGCCCUCCUCAUUCUUUCUCCGUCUGGCUGUCAACUCUCCCUGCCUCCUUUUUUUUCUUAUUUUUUUUCACCCCAAUUUUCUUCCCUCAUGUCAGAAACCAAUGAGCUUUAUGCGCCACAUGUACACACAAUAUCUCUGCUGACAUUCCCGCUCAUCAGGCAGUUACACCUCUGGUUUGUGACUUUGCCUAUUUUUGUAUGCCUUCUGUUUCUUUAAGCUGCGGAGAAGGGAGUUGGCGGGAGUGUAGGCAGCUCAAAGCGGAGACAGAUAGGUAUGGCAACAUGCCCUGUGUGACACGUCCGUUUAUGUCUGUUUACCACUGAUUUGCCACAGGAGGCUUGAACAUCAGCCUGCCUCCUUAAGACUGAAAAAUACUCUUCGUCUGGUGUGGCAACUUCAAGAGAAUGCCCUCCAGCGUGUGCUACUUCAAGCAGCAUUACAGCUCUCGGCUUCACAUUGUCUGCAUGUGUACAUGAGCAGUGGUGGUGUAAAAGGCUAGCUCACUCUUAAAAGGAUCAUUUUAGCUUUAGACUUAUUUGGUUAUGAUCAGUUAUAAUAAUAUUGUACUCACUACAGUAAAUGCUGCGAUGUGAGAUCAUGGCUACCUAUAUCAGUUCAACGAAGUCCAAUGGGGGGGCGAGAAACGAGCUAAUUGUGGGAGUGGAAUUGAGGUUCGUGCGCCCAGUUCCACAAUGACUGAGAUUUCUAAAACAGAACCACGUGUAUGCACGGCUUUAUAAAUCCAGACGAAAAGAAUACGUUUGAAUCUAUACAGAGUUUUAUGCACCUGGCCCCUGGACUUCUUCACUCCUUUAUUCAGUCUGACAUGUAUGUAUGUAUUGCCAAUAGAGAUGAAAACUAAUGACAAUAUGAUCCAAGUUGUAACUUGAUCUGGAACUGGAAUCAUCCUUGAACAGGAGAGGACAGGUGAUCAUUUGUUUUGCUGCUGUUGGAAAGUGAGAAGAGGAAUCACUGGGACCAGAAGUGGCUGCGUUCUAAAUUUUAUCGAAGGUAAACGAUGUCGGGAAGAGUUUGUUGCUUUGGGUGGAACUUUGGAACUCAGACACUGUUCACUGCUGCUACAUGGGCUGACAAAUGACACGGUUAGUUUAACAAAAAUCCAGAGAUAGACAUUCUUUCAGUGUGGCAGCCUGUAUGCCUCAGCGUAUCACCUGAAGCAAUUCUUUCAUUCAGUCGUUUGUUUUUUUUUUUUGUUUUUUAAAUUGGUUUAGUAAUGACGUAAUCUGAGAGAUACAGUUUUAGGAAGGGGAAGGGGGGGCGUUUGUGCAUCAGGAAGCAACAGAUUUGGGCAGUGACGUGUAGCGACCCUGCUGGCUGUGAUUCACUGCCUGCCCCCAUAUGCUCCGACUCUUCUUCUUGUGUCCAUGGGGGGAACAUGACAGCUGCUGAUGUACAGCGCAGGCACGAACGGUCACAUCUCCUUUGCUUGGCUGCCUCCACAAACUCUCUACACAUCCCUUAUUUACUGCCUCGCUCUACAGACGCUCAGCACUACAUACAGUAGCUGGCAGCACAGACGCCGUAGAAAUACAGCUGUGCUCUUUGGAACGCCUGGAAGCAGGUGUGAGGUAUAUUUUGCACUCGGUAGAGGUUGGGAGAAAUAGCUGUAACGGAUCUGUAAAUCAGACUGCAUUCUAACUUUUUACUGCGGGCAAAGAGGUCGAAAAGAAAAGUCAAGAUAAAUAUUUUUGUUGUGCUGCUUUGUCUUUGCUUGGGCGGAGGAAAGCGUUUAAGCGCAGAUGUUGCAGAAAAUGUGAGCGUGGCGGAAAUAAAACAAAUCCUGUGUGUGUGUGCGUGCGUGUGCGUGUGUGUUUCCGAACCUGACGUCACACUUCAGAGACGCAGCCUGAAAACUCUCUAACUCUUUGCCCUCCGACUGAUCUGACUGCGUUGACAUUUUCUCCUCCUCUGCGUGAACUCCCUCUCAGCUCUGCUACUGUCACCUACUUUUCAUGGUUAUGUCAAAGGAAAUGUCCCUUCAUGUUUUAGAAUGCAGGGAUGAACGCCAUUUUAACAAAAGCUGUUUAAUGAUGUGAUUUUUGUACAUUGGUUGUCACUGUUCUAAUGUUCGUUUUUAUACAAUAUAAUGUCGUUUCUGUUGUCGCAGGCUGUUUCUACUGUCUUUUCUUUUUUCCAUUCAUGACAGAGGCUCAUUGUGAGAACAUGACACCACUAAGCAUUUGUUUCUCAGAGGAUUAGCCUAUGCGAUGUUCCUCUACAUGGUGCAAAAAAAACAAAAAACAACAAAAAAAAAACGCCUUUCUGUCUUAACAUUGCUACGGGCAGUUAAAGCAAUUAAGUCAGAAUUGAUAGAAGGGGAAAUUUGGCAUAUACAGUAGCAUCGGGUGAAGCCCACAAAAGACAUACUGCACAUUUGUCGUCCGGCUUCUCUGUAUUAAGAUCUAGUUUAAUUAAAUAAGGAUGUGCUGGUAUAAUCUGCACUAUGUCUUUUAAAACUGCCAGUGUAAGGCCCGUUAUGUAUUUCUAGAGCAUGACCUAUUAGAUGACACUGUACAACAGAGCUCAAAUCACUAUAUCAGCCCUGUACGCUAGCCCCGGAUGUAAAUAUGCUGAUUUUACAACAACUUACUGUUAUACUUUACCUCCGCCACUUGUAAUCACAUUUACAUCGACAUUUUCUCAUUUUUAAAAUGCCUAAUGAUCCGUGCUCUUUUGUGGAGGUCAUCUACUCAUUUACUGGCUAAUUUUCCACCCACAUAAUGUACGGAUCCAUUGACUUAUGUUUGGUAGUUUUUCUGCCUGUUUUUUCUUUUUUCUUUUAAAGUACAGGAGCAGUGUAAAUUUGAUGUAAAUUUGUGUUUUUGUUAGUAGGGGUUUCAUAUUUUAUUUGAAAGCAUUUGCAUCUUGUAGUAAGACACAUUUUUCUGUAUGCUUUUUUUUUUUUUUUUGGAAGGAGAGUAAAAAGUAUUCUCUCUUAUCCAUGGAAGCACUCCCAGUAAGCCACAGAGAUGGUUCAGUAAGAAUGCAACAUGCAGAAAUUGGGUUUUGUCUGCGGUGAAUAAUUUUGAGACAUAGGAACUGUUUUUUUUUUUUUUUAAUUUGUAUUUAUUUUUUUUGCCACCUUUGACAUAUUAUUUCUGUAAUCUCCCCCUAAUCCUUCCUCCAUGCUAAAGCUGAAUAUCUGAACAGUGGAAAUGUAUGCUCUCGAAAUGGUGUGUUUGAUGUUGUGUUCUGCUGGGUGGCACUGUCUGAUACCUGCCAGCCUUGUCCUGUGGAGUUUUUCUGCUACAUGUGAAAGCACUCUGAAUAUCUAUACUAGGUGGUGCACUACCUUCUCUUUAUUCUCUAAAUCAACUAUUUUUUAAAUAAAGGAAAGAGUGUCACAAAACCCCGAGAUACCGUACGCUCAUUGCCUUUCAUGUUUAAUGACUCAAUACUCCUGAUGUAUUCCCUUUUUAUGUCACUGACAAUUAUAUAGGCAGCAUUUAAACAGUGUUUGAUGGUGAUUUUUAUUUUGGGAAGGGGUUGAAAGACGGGACUUGGCAUGAAGAGCAAAGUGAACGGUGUCACAACAGAUCCCAUGGUAAACUCAGUAAAAGAGAGUGGCAUUGCCGCCUUUAAAAUGGCCUCUUUUUUAAAAAAAAAAACAAAACAAAACCUAAGGGACUGUUGUCUAAAGACGCUGAGAUGAACUAAUGGUAGUCAGCCAGUUGAGCAGAGGGCUUUUUUUUUUCUUUUUUUUUUUUUAAAGAACAAAAGGGAUAUGAUGAAAGUGGGAAGCAUCGCCAAUUUGUCUCGUGUUUCUACAGCAUGGAGUGAGCAGCAGAGUAUUUUUGUACGGAUCCCUUUAUCCCUUUUUUUAACCUAAUUGUUAUCAGGCCCGUGUGUGACAGUGAGUGGAGUUUAUUGUGCCAUUCCAUCCUGACUUUUUGUUUUACGUCACUGUUCCUUCUAUGCAAAAUAUGACCUAUUUUAGCCUUUGUACAGAUUAUUUUGUAUGAGUAACAUGUACUGAAAUAAAGUGAACAGAAUCAACCGUG